Molecule: messenger RNA, 973 nt
Organism: Pyricularia oryzae 70-15
Lineage: Eukaryota; Fungi; Ascomycota; Sordariomycetes; Magnaporthales; Pyriculariaceae
Exons: 1
Coding region: 38-973 (311 amino acids)
Source: RefSeq, a predicted model, not a curated record
CCUUCCUGAAGAGCUCGAACCAUCUCCAUCAUCGACCAUGGAUUUUAACAAGCCGCUACCCAAGACACCUCCAGAACAGCAGAAGACCCCUUCUACCGGGCACAAAGCCACCAACGACUCCGGACAGACCGGUAGAUCGCCGAAACAAGUAAAGAACUUAACAGCAAUAGUGCCGGAGCCGAGCCCAAAGUACGAGCGGGUGAGCACUAGAUCACCCCCGAAACUACCACACACCUGGAAGUACGCUAUUAUUACGGAUUCAUCCUUUGAAGAGGCACUUGAUGCAGUUGUACAUAAAUUAGAAGCCCUGGACGACGCCGCCGCUACCGCCAAAGUGCCCAUUCUGUCGUCAGCCACGCCGCCUCAUGCCAAGCAGCCAUCGCGUGAUCCACCUAAGAUAAGCAUCACGGAGCCGACGCCAGAGGCAGAGGAACAAGCGCGAGUUGGGCUCAAUACUUCUGUUGAGGACUCGCCUAGUCCUGCUCAACCUGGCAAUCCACUCUUCUCGUUGAAUGCUCCCGAUAGCGUUGUUAAGGCGGCAGCAAAAGUGUUGCUGGAAGACCAGGCUGGAGGGAACGAGUCAGACUGGGAAGACCAGCCAAAAGCGCCGGCAAAAUGUAAGGAGCUUCCGCUUCCUCCUCACGAGCCGUUUGUGGAUCAACGAGACCGCGAUAUUUGCGACAGAGACGUUCUCAAGGGGCUCCGGCUGGCCAUAGAGGCGGCGUGCGAUGAGGAGUUCGACGCAUGGAUUCGAAACCAGACGGGCCUCCGGCUGCGGCGGUUUUUGGCUGAUCUCAAAGGAUUCGAAGGGCUACAAAGAGACGCUGAGGCUAUCGCUGAGGCCGAGGAGGCAGCGAUUAGAGCGGCAGCCCAGGAUUACCAGCCGGCGCGGAGGCGGAGGGCGGAACAGAGAAGGCAGGCCGCUAUCGGUAGGCAUAUUGAUGGAAAGGAUAUGAAAAAGGGUGUUUGUUAA